Molecule: messenger RNA, 1231 nt
Organism: Suricata suricatta (meerkat)
Lineage: Eukaryota; Metazoa; Chordata; Mammalia; Carnivora; Herpestidae
Product: testis-expressed basic protein 1-like
Exons: 15
Coding region: 295-930 (211 amino acids)
Source: RefSeq, a predicted model, not a curated record
ACUCCAGGACCUAUUGUGCAAUAUACUGGGCCCAAUGGUGAAACUUCAGAAAUAACCACUACAGAAUCCUCUUUGGAACCAACUCCUCACACAAAGACCAGAUCAGUUCCACCUGCCCUCGCCGGGCCACCACCUUCAGGGCACUGCGUGAUUUCACAAAGAACCUCAACAAGACCUGAGAAAUCUAAGAUAAGACAAGAAGACUCAACACAUGUAGCAGUACCUAUCAUUACCCCAAUACCUAUUGUAAUUGGUCCAGUAUCAGCUGUGGACAGUUCUGGAAAAAUCAAUUACAUGGAAGCAGAAUUUGCAAAAAAAUCAGAUUUCGAGGCCCAGAUUCUAAAAAAUGGAGGCACUACAAAGUCUGAGAACAGCCAAGAAGAAAACAAGAAAACAUUAAAGAAGGAAGUCCUAUUUACAGAUUCUGAUAAAUCCCUGACCUCGAGGCACAAAACAGAGUCAAAAAGCAAAGCAAAAGGCAUCGAGUUGGAGGAAGGUGAGAGAGGUAUGGAGGUGGAGGAAAAGGAGAUCGACACCAAGAUACUAGGAGAGGAAGCCCAAGUAAAGUGGAGUGAGUCCAGAAUACCACAAGAGCAGGAGGCCCAAGUACAGAUGAAUGACACCGGGAUACCACAGGGACAGGGGUUUCUUGUAAAGAAGAGUGAGUCCAGCAUCCAAGAACAGGGGUCUCAAGUAGAGAAGACUGAAUCUGGAAUUCCACAAGCACAAGAGACCCAAGUAAGGAAAGACAGUUUUGAGAGUAAAGGAAAGCAGGGCAAACACAAGGGAGACACAAGAAAGCAGAAAGAUACAGAAGAAAUUAAUACAAUGAAGAAAAGUGAUGAAGAAAAGCACAAAGUUAAAGGAAAGAAAGAAUCAAAAGCCCAGGGUAAAAAAACAGAAGACUCAGGAAGGGGCAAAGGCAAGUAAAGGAAGGAAGCACAACAAAAAAGUAGAAAAAGGAAGGGUAAAUAAAAGGAAGGCUCAGAAGUCAGCUGAUCAUUAUGAUUCCCAUCCUCCAAAUACAAGUCAUAACCCAGUUAUUGCCUAAAUGGAUCAUAAUUCUAGAACCCCUUGAACUCAUACAUGUCCGGAGUGUCUACUGCAGUUCUUUCACCAUUUUUAGUCCUCUCAACCACAAAUCUCAGCUUCCAAUUCUCUGUUUUCUAAGUUGAUACUUAUGAUUCUGUCAAGAAAGAUUAGACACUUUCUGAAAUAAACAUUUUGAUUA